AUGGCCAAGCCUCGCAAGCCCAAGAACACCGACGACGCGAAGCCACCUGACAACUCCGGAGCUGUAGUUCGUCACCAGAAGCUUUGUCUCUCCAUCGACAUUGACAAGCGUCGCGUUUAUGGGUUCACCGAGUUGGAAAUCGCGGUUCCUGAUAUUGGCAUAGUUGGGUUGCACGCGGAGAAUCUUGGGAUUGUGAGUGUUUCAGUGGAUGGCGACCCUACUGAAUUCGAGUAUUAUCCGCGGACUCAACAUGUGGAAAGUGAGAAGAGUUUUAAAGCAGUGUCGUCGCCUACCUCUGCUGCAGAUGCUGCGGGGUCAAUUUAUUUAUCUUCAAUCGAGAAAGAACUGGUUCCUAAUUUGUUGAUAAACUGCUGCAAGGCUUUCAAGAAUGGAAGUGAGAAGCAAGACCAGCCAUUUCUGGAGAAUGGAGUGCAACCAGCAGUCGAGGACAAGCAGAAUAUAAGGCUGGUUCGUAUUGAUUACUGGGUAGAGAAAUCAGACGUAGGUAUUCACUUCAAUGAUCAUAUUGCUCACACGGACAACCAAAUAAGGCGUGCAAGAUGCUGGUUCCCUUGUAUGGAUGAUGGCCUACAACGAUGCAAGUAUGACCUCGAGUUUACUGUCUCUCAAAAUCUUGUGGCUGUCAGUAAUGGAAUUCUGUUGUACCAGGUCUUGAGCAAGGAGAAUCCUCCCUGCAAAACUUAUGUUUAUCGUGUAGACAUCCCCGUCAAUGCACAUUGGAUAUCACUUGCCGUUGGACCAUUUGAAAUCCUUGCUGAUCACCAAAAUGGAUUUAUAUCACACAUGUGCUCGCCAGUUAAUUCUUUAAAGCUCAAGCAUACAGUGGAGUUUUUUCAUAGUGCAUUCAGCUGCUAUAAGGAUUACCUCUCCGUGGACUUCCCAUUUGGGUCAUACAAACAAAUCUUCAUAGAGCCAGAAAUUGCAGUAUCAUCAGCAUGUUUGGGAGUUUCCAUGUGUAUAUUUAGUUCUCAUUUUUUGUUUGACGAGAAAAUCAUUGAUCAGACCAUAGAUACGAGGAUUAAACUUGCUUAUGCUCUUGCAAGGCAGUGGUUUGGUAUUUAUAUUACGCCUGAAGCCCCAAAUGACGAGUGGUUGUUGGAUGGUCUUGCUGGUUUUUUGACUGAUUUAUUCAUCAAGAAGAACUUAGGAAAUAAUGAGGCACGCUACCAGCGAUACAAGGCAAAUUGUGCUGUUUGUAGAGCAGAUGAUAGUGGUAUAACCACCUUGAGUUCCUCUUCUGCUUGUAAAGAUUUGUAUGGGACCCAACGCAUUGGUAUAUAUGGAAAAAUAAGAUCAUGGAAGUCUGUGGCAAUCCUUCAAAUGUUGGAGAAGCAGAUGGGGCCUGAGUCUUUCCGCAAGAUUCUGCAAAAUAUUGUUUCUCGUGCUAAGGAUACAACCUCUACAUCACAAUCACUUAGCACAAAAGAGUUUCGUCAUUUGGCCAAUAAGAUUGGAAACCUUGAGCGGCCAUUUCUUAAAGAGUUCAUUCCUCGGUGGGUUGAAUCAUGUGGUUGUCCACUGCUGAGGAUGGGAUUUUCCUACAACAAGCGGAAAAAUAUGGUUGAAAUGGCAGUGUCACGGGAAUGCACAGUAACACCAGCCACAAUUUUAGAGAAUCGGGACAGUGAUACUGGAUGGCCUGGCAUGAUGAGUAUCAGGAUUUAUGAACUUGAUGGUGUGUUUGAUCAUCCAGUUCUCCCAAUGACUGGUGAGUCGUGGCAGCUACUAGAAAUACAAUGCCAUUCCAAACUUGCUGCUAGACGCCUCCAGAAAACUAAAAAGGGGUCAAAACCUGAUGGUUCUGAUGACAAUGCUGAUAUACCUGCGCUUGACGUCCGCUCUAGUGUGGAAUCUCCUUUGUUAUGGUUGCGAGCGGACCCCGAGAUGGAAUACCUUGCUGAAAUUCAGUUUCAUCAGCCUGUUCAGAUGUGGAUUAAUCAAUUAGAGAAAGACAAGGAUGUCAUUGCUCAAGCACAAGCAAUCGCGACUUUAGAGAUGUUGCCUCAACCAUCUUUUUCUGUUGUUAAUGCUCUUAAUAAUUUCCUCAGAGACCCCAAGGCCUUCUGGAGAGUAAGAAUUGAAGCAGCAUUAGCAAUGGCCAAAACGGCCUCAGAGGAUACUGAUUGGGCUGGUUUGCUUAAUUUGAUUAAAUUUUUUAAAAGUCAGAGAUUCGAUGCAGAUACUGGACUCCCCAAGCCAAAUGAAUUUCGUGAUUUUCCCGAGUAUUUUGUUCUUGAGGCCAUUCCUCAUGCUGUUGCUAUGGUCAGGGCUACCGACCAAAAAAGCCCUAGAGAAGCUGUUGAGUUUGUUUUGCAACUUUUGAAGUACAACGACAACAACGGGAAUCCUUACUCUGAUGUUUUCUGGUUGGCUGCACUAGUCCAGUCAGUUGGUGAACUUGAAUUUGGGCAGCAGAGCAUUCUCGUUUUAGCAUCGCUACUUAAAAGGAUUGAUAGACUUUUGCAGUUUGACAGGCUGAUGCCUAGCUAUAAUGGGAUCUUGACUAUUAGCUGCAUCCGAACCUUGACCCAGAUUGCACUGAAACUAUCUGGACUUCUCUCUCUUGAUCGUAUCAUUGAACUGAUAAGACCUUUUCGAAAUUUUAAUUCCACGUGGCAAGUUCGAAUUGAGGCUACCCGAGCACUUCUCGAUCUUGAGUACCAUUGCAACGGAAUUGAUGCAGUAUUGUUAUUGUUUAUUAAAUAUUUAGAAGAAGAGAAAUCCUUGCGAGGGCAAGUGAAGCUGGGGGUCCAUGUUAUGCGUUUAUGUCAGAUAAUGAGAAGAUCUGAUUCAAAUGAUUCAGUCAAUAAUGACACUCUUGUUGCUUUGCUCCUCCUACUUGAAGGCCACAUGGCGUUUAACAAUGUUUGUCUACGUCACUACUUGUUCUGUAUUUUACAAGUCCUUGCAGGAAGGCCCCCAACACUUUAUGGAGUUCCCAGGGAAUAUAAAACAUUGCAUAUGGGUGACUCAGGAACUUGCAGUGAACAAAAGAGGGUUUUAACUUCUCUCAUUCCUGAAUUCAAUCCACCAGAGCCGUCGUCAGUCUCUGCAGUAGCGCCUGUGCCAUGUAUUCCAGCAACCCUGUCAUCAGAACCACUUCAUACUCCCAAACCGAGGCCUGACAGCUUGGCAAUUCCCGAGGUUUCCAAGGAAGGAGCAGCAGUUGUAGAGGUUCCCAAGCAAGCUACGGCAAUAGCAGAAGCUCCCAGAGAAGCAGCCUCUGUUUCCAACAGUCAUGAGAGGAAGUUGCCGGUUGUUAAGAUCAAAGUCAGAUCAUCUGCGGCUACAAGUAGAGCAGAUGCCGAUAAUCAAACCACUGAAAGAUCUCAUGCUGCACCUCGUGAAACAGAUGUUGGUCCUAGUAGUUCUGUUUCCGUUGAUGCCCCUCAAAGAAAUAUUGCAGAGGCUACAAGUAUCAGCAACCAUAUUCUGGAGGAGGUUAACUCCUGUCAUGAUCAUGGAUCUCACAUGACAGCCAGCAUUGGCAGUGCAAAACCUGCGAGUUAUGGUGACGAUCUUGGGAAGGAGUUCCAGUGCACUGCUGAUUCCAGUAGGGCUUUUGGACAUUUUCAGCCAGAAGAUCCUUCAUCAUCGAGCAUCAUACAAGAUAACAACAUUGAUGCUGAUGCACAGAAGUAUGCAAGUCUUCAGACACUUUCUUUACCACAGCACGAUCAUGGCUUAGCCUCUUUGCACUCUCGCCAUGGAAAAAAGGAGAAGAAGAAAGACAAAGAAAAGAAACGUAAACGAGAUAGUCAUAAAGAACAUCGCAAUGAUCCCGAAUACAUCGAGCGCAAACGACUGAAGAAAGAGAAGAAACAAAAAGAAAAAGAGAUGGCAAAGCUAUUGAAUGAGGAGGUGAAGCCACUGCCAAUUGCAAUGCCUCGUAUAAAAGAACCACCAACCAAGUCAACACCCGUGCAGCUAGAAUCAAACGAACCUAGUGGAUCAAGAUUAAUCGUAGGAGUUAAUAGUAAGCCCGAGGCAUCAGAAGGUACUGCUUCUGCUGCUCCCAAACUUAGAAUUAAAUUCAAAAAUCGGACGUUGAACAAUUCAUAAUGGAUGUAUUCAGCUCUUCUUCGUACAUUAGUUGAAAUCCCUACCAAUUGUUGUCUUUCAACGUUAUCCUUCUUCCGAGUCAAGGCAUAUAAUCUGAGCUCUGUGAAAUAACAGAAUGAAAUUCAAUCAAUUCGAGUUUCCUCCUUGUCACAA
Messenger RNA from Cucurbita pepo subsp. pepo (vegetable marrow), 4236 nucleotides. It is a transcript of the gene TAF2, whose product is annotated as TBP-associated factor 2. The record is from RefSeq and is a predicted model, not a curated record. Lineage: Eukaryota; Viridiplantae; Streptophyta; Magnoliopsida; Cucurbitales; Cucurbitaceae. Gene Ontology annotation, biological process: transcription initiation at RNA polymerase II promoter. Gene Ontology annotation, molecular function: transcription cis-regulatory region binding; metallopeptidase activity; RNA polymerase II general transcription initiation factor activity. Gene Ontology annotation, cellular component: transcription factor TFIID complex.